Sardina pilchardus (European sardine) is the source of this 1961-nucleotide messenger RNA. RefSeq lists its product as uncharacterized. Bases 452 to 931 code for a protein of 159 amino acids. The transcript has 2 exons. The record is from RefSeq and is a predicted model, not a curated record. NCBI's taxonomy places the organism in Eukaryota, Metazoa, Chordata, Actinopteri, Clupeiformes, Clupeidae.
UUCCGCAGUUCCGCAUGGCAUAUGAGAGGGUCGAAUCGAAUGCCUGUAGUAUGUAUUUCGAGUAAUACGUUCUCCUCCCGUGUUGUCUCCUAUUUCUCACAUUUGAGUGACAGAAGCACAACUGGCAUCAAGCGUACGUAUGAAUGGGGCUUCUGGUCACGGUGAAGCUUGCCGAUUAUCAAGCGCGAUACGUCAUUGCGAUCUGCAGGGAUUGGCUGAAUUCUUUCCCUUUUUCUCAGUUUUUGCGAACCCGGCUGGUCUUCGCCUCCGGAACAGCGGGAACCCAACACUAUCGUCAGGGUGAUCCCUACGGGACUCAGAGACCCCAACACUCCGGAGGAAUGGUCGCAAUAUAACGGUGUUUGGAGAUACGCUCUGGUGGAGAUUGUAUUCACAGCAUUUCCCCCUGUCAUUCUCGGAAUACACACUUUAUCUGUGAAAAGCGUGCUCAAUGAGUGCCAGGACAUCCGAGAAUUUGGCGCUUUCCAUACCUCCCUGCACCUUCAACGGGACUGCCCAAAACAAUGGCACCUGCAUCGAGCAAAUGGACCAGCUGUUCCAGUCGUUCUCUUCAACCGCCGUGCUGUUCGUGCUCAUCGCGUUGAUCAUUGGAAUCAUAUUUAUAUCGCUGGUCACCUUUCACUUUCACAAAAGCAAGAUGAAAAAGCGCAAGAUCCAGAAGGCACAGGAGGAGUACGAACGCGACAACUGCAGCCCCAAAACCGUCAAAGGGAAACCGGUGGUCCGGCCGUGCAUCAUGGUGAGACCGGGUAAGCGGCCGCCCGCCGCAGUCCGGAGGAGCGAAGCGAGCACACCGUCUCAGGAAGACUCCAGCGUUACACCCAUCCCGGAGAACGAGUCCAAAGCGAACACACGGCACACGGGGCAGGCAAAUGACCAGAACUUGCUGGAAUCUGUCGCGGUAUCUUGAUAAUGCAAUACGACGAGGCAUUUAAGGAACAAUGUAAAUAGAUACCGUGUAUUCAUACUAUUAUAUUACAUAGGGGUUAAAUAGAUUCUACAAUUCUACAAGCAUGAACAAUGAUAAGUCUUCAUUAUAGCUUCAGCAGGAGCGCGAAGCAACCACUAAGAGCGGUAAAUUACUUUAUACAGAGCGAACAAUCUGCCUCUGGAUCUUUGACGGUUUUUUGACGUCCGUUCCUGGGGGACUUUACCGGCCUACAGCUCGCUGGAACGGAGGACCAUCUACAGGCAAAUGGAAUUAACUGUAAUAUAGUGAUAAAGUCAGUUACUUGGAAAUGUGCUAUUUCUUUCUUUUUCCUGCCGGCGAAGUAUUGUGAUGGGCGCGGGAGAGUCGGGCAGAGACGCAGGAGAGGGCCGGGCGCGUUGUACAUCUUGUAUAGUAGACCGCCGCUGUCCAGUUCUGAAGUGCUGAAAUCGAGGAGGCGACGCGGACCAAUGUUCUUCUCCCCGUUAGAACUCCCGUUAGUCGCGGAUUUUCUUUUGUAGACCCCCUUCUCCUGAGUUCAUGGUAAACCAGUCAACGUUAAGUGUUUCCGUAGAGCAUAAUUAUUUCGUUAAGCUAGCUUAUAGCCUAGUAGUGCGAGAGUUAAACCUGGCCAUUUUAAGUACUUUUAACUAAGCGCUAUCCCUGCCGUAUUAACCUGGCCUAGACAUAUACGUAAUUUUAUACCCAGCUAAAUCCUUUCCCGAGACUGUUAACGUGAAACUGCAGCUACUAGUGGUUGUAUACCCCUGUUUUGGUCACGGUGCUGUAUAGUGAUAUUUAUGUACUACUAGCCUACUAAAGCAUUUCAGUUUAGUCAUAAUGCAGCGCAGAGUCAGUUUAAUGCUUUUAUUUCGCUCUUUAAUAUUCCUUCGUUAUUUUUGCUCAUAUUUGCCUUUAGAUAAAUAUAUAGGCUAAACAAUUAUUCUUUCUUGAUAAUUUAUUUAAAUCAUAAGAUUAAAAAAGUGUAAUUCAUGAUGAUCUACAAUAAAUG